Porites lobata is the source of this 9924-nucleotide messenger RNA. The record is from the annotation of a GenBank genome assembly. Lineage: Eukaryota; Metazoa; Cnidaria; Anthozoa; Scleractinia; Poritidae.
AUGACAAUACCUUGUCCUUUGAUUACACAGUCUGCCGAGCCCACCAUUAUAUUCACCAUGAGGAGAGGUAAACCUUCAAUCUUCUAGACAAGUGGUCUAUAUAUGCCCUUCAUUUAGGACAACUUGAAAUCGACCUAAUAAUUUCUUUAUACAAAGUUCCUGGUUUUACCCGUGGUGUCGUAAACCAACCCUACCUAAUUUCUCUUACCUCCAGGGUAAAAUUAAUAUUUCAAAUCCCGCUAUACCUGUAAGUCGCCAUACAAAGUUGUAUUUGCCCGGGGUCCCCCCCCCACAGGGGAUGGCCAAUGAUAGGUGCAAUAGUUCUAAAUCUAUUAUAACUAGACCAUCUGUUUUCUUUGCUUUGCUGAUAUUCAGUGAACUCCAGUUUGCCUGUUCAUCUGACUUCUUCAAAUGUAAAGCAAAACCCAGAAUUUGCUAAACUGUUGACAUCCUUGACAAGACACCUUACAAACACAGGCAUGUCACUUACUGUUCACAAGGACUUGAUGCAGGUUGGUGAUAUCAUUGCUUUGAAGCAGGCUUGUGUUUUGGACAUUUCUUUUCCUUAUUCUUGGAUGCUAGAUACUAUCAAUCAUUUUUCUGUCUUUCUCUAUUUAUGGGGAGGGGAUUUAUAAUACUCAAACCUACUACAGUCAACUCUCUCUAAGACGGACACCUUUGGGACCGGCAGUAAGUGUCUGUCUAAGAGAGGUGUCUGUCUUAUAGAGAGUCAAAUAAAGGGAGUACAGAAAGGCAGGGACCAACUCUAAGUGUCCAUUUCACAGAGGUGUCUGUCUUAUAGAGGUGUCCGUUAAGAGAGAGUUGACUGUAGUAAGUUAUAUCCCUAUAUAUGUGCUGAUAUAAAGGAGGCUAUGAGAAUACAUGUAUUAAAGCUCCCCCCCCCAAAAAAAAAAAAAAAAAAAAAAAAAAAAAUAAUGAUGAUAACUUAUAAAAAUAAAUAAAUAAAUAAAUAAUUAUACAAGAAAUAACUCUGUUUUAUAGAAGGGAGAAGCCGGUACUGGUCCAAAGUCCAAAAUACACCACAAGAAAACCCAUUUGGCUUUAACAGAUUGGACAGUUUUAAUUACAUUUCCCCACAUGCUUAACUGAUCUCUAAAUCUCUGAAGGAUAACAAAUUUAGUAAAAAAGUUAGAAUACAGAAAAGCUGGAAAAAAAGUGUGAAGAAAAGUACAAACUUACCCCUUCCUGGGCUCUACAAUCAGACAGUGUAGUUGAUAACUAACAAAACCUAACAUGCAAGUACCAAUAUUUAUGACGCUUGCCUUGCAUAAAAAUGGUGAUAAAGCAAAACACGGGUGCUGCUACACUUGCUCUGUUCUGUAAUCAGUAAUUCCCUAAGUAUAGUCCAAAAUAGGAGGUGAUGCCCCCGUGGUUUUUGGGGUCAGUUGCUGCCAAACAUGCAGCAUUGAUUUCUUUUACAUCUGUGUAUGCGCUGACUAUUUAAAUGCCAUUUCUAGGCUGAAGAUGCACUGAAACAGCAAAAGCUUAAGUACUUACAGCUCUUAGCACUUUACUCAGAACUGAAGGAACUGCUCAUGGAGUAUGACAUGAAGAAGCAGGACAUUCAUCCUGGUUCAACCACUUCACAGGUCAGUCUUGUUUCACCGCAUGGAACGGAAUCCAGAUUCUGGAUCCUUGAGAUUUUCGCUUGUGGAAUCCAGAAUCUAGGAAAGUUUUGAUUGUGGAAUAAUUUUAGAAUCCUGGGCUUUGGAAUCCAGAAUCAUGCUCAAGGAAUCCGGAAUCCCCCAAAUGAAAUCCAGAAUCCAAGUUCCGCUGAAAAAGAAUCUGGAAUCCAGUGCCUGGAAUCCGGAAUCUACGGUAUGGAAUCCAAAAUCUAAGACUGUCUUGGAUUACCUUGCAUUGAGUGACUUAUUUUAUUGCACCCACACACAUCUGGUCCACAAGUACUGUAAACCUUUCAACUUUUUUUUAGUACUUAUCAUAAACUGUUUGAUAGACUGACCAGGAGUAGUGUAAGUUUGGGAAAGUUUGACAGUGCUCUUUUGACAUUUCCUAACAAAAGAUUGUUAGACAUUCUGUUUGACUGUGCACUGAUUACAGUGAAUUUUAUGAAGCAAAAUAAGAUGCUGUGGCCUUAGAUGUUCAAAAGGUGGAUAACACCAUCCGUCAGAUAAAUCUCUAUCCAGUGGAUUUAACAAUUUCACAGUAGUUUUCCAUGGUUUGAACUCUCAUUGAUCAAACUCAUGUUCAAAGUUUUGAACAUUUUGACAUCAUUUCUAUGGUCAAUAAGAAGAUAGACCAUGUAAAAAUUAUCGUACAGGGCCAAGUUGUUCAAAGGCCGGUUAGUGCUAACCCAGAUCUCUUUUUCUUUUUAUCAAAAGCAUUUUCGCAGAAAAUUUUCUCUAUUCUACUUAGAGUAACUAAUCAUCAAAUUAUUUCACUAGACAAAAAGAAUUAAACUGAAUUUGCUUUUUAGGCUUUCAUAUCUGAAUUCAAAUUUUGUACUAAUCCUGGGUUAUGUUAACCUGGUUUUGAACAACCCGGCCCAGUUUUUGAUUUCGUUUUUGCAAGAACAACAAUUGACAGUUUUUGAUUUCCAUUUUUGCUGAAUUUUUUCAUUGAAUAAUAUGCAUGAGAAAUCUGAGAAGAACAAAUUGCACCACCAGUACAUCAUUUCCAUGGUCUGUGCUCUCAUUGAUUAUAGCUCUCAUCCCAUCAAACUGAGAAAUUGCUUGGUUAUUGUAAAAAAAUAAUGGUUUCCCCAAAAAAUAAUUAUCCACUGGAUAGUGAUUAUCCCAUAGAUAUCGCUAAGAUGCUGACCUUUUGAACAACUGCAGCCUGGUCACUGGUAUAGUGAAGGGCUUUUGUGCAGUAACUAGGUUCUUGUUCACCAGUAUCAGUGGCUCUGUUACAAGAGCAUGUUCAUUUCUCACUUAGUUGUAUGAAGCUUUGAAGGAGUCGCUGGCCCAGGCUGAAGCAGUUAACUACCUUGAUUUCCAUCCUGAAGGAGGAGAACAGGCUGCCACGUUGCUUGGGCUUAAAGCUGAACACCUCACUGGUGAAUGUCAAAGGAAGUCUUUACAUCAGGUAUACAGGGUUCUCCCUAAAUUUUAGCUCAGCAGGUAAGGGACUAUUCAUGGCCGGUAAGGCAAAAAAUAUGCCCCAGAGAAGCACUUUCCUGUGGGGAGGGGAGGGAGUAGUGGAGUGAGGGACAUGGCCCCACCCUAGGAGGGGCUAAGUUCUUUGAAACAUCAUUCCCUCAUUUUAAGACCUAUUUUACGUAAAUCGGCCAUUGUCAUCUGUAGACAACAAUUUAAAAUGUUUGAUCCCAAUAAUCUUACUCUGUCUUCAGUGUUCUCUUUCCAAACUGCAUGGCUCAUAAAAAAGAAAAGCUGUGUAUCUUUAAGUACUUUUCCAUAUAAUUUAUUCAUUCAUUUCCUUGAUUGGAUCGAAUCACAACUCAAGUGUGUAUUAUAUUUUGUUAAAACUACAUAAUGAUUAAUUUUAGUAAACCUUCAAGCAGUUGCAAGUGGUAAGAAGUGUUGCUUCAGGAGGUAAAUUUUACCGGUUACCACCUGAUAAGGAGAACACUGGGUAUGUUGGAUUAAACCCAAGAGUGAUCAACAUCAGUUUUCUCCAAGCAUCAAUACAAUCAGCUCUCUCUAAGACAGACUCCUUUGGGACAGGCCACAGUGUCGGUCUUAGAGAGAUGUCUGUCUUAAGGAGAGUCAACUAGCCUGUGUAGCAAAUGUUUCCUUGCGGUUUUGGAGCAAAGAACAACCAACGAGAGUCAAAGACUGCGCAAAAAAUGGUGUAAGUAAAAGAGCAGGGAGGGGGGUGGGGAAGAAAGGAAGGAAUUAGACAAGCAUUUCCUUCUUUCCCCUUCCCCUCCCCCCUAUUUCAUUUUUUGGCUCUCAUUCCAUUUUUCAUGCGGCCAAAACCGGAAAUCCCGUUCCAUGGUCUUUCUUUGCUCCAAAACCAAACAGAAGUUACGCUGGCUACGCAGUCUAAGAGCCAACUAAAAGGAGUAAAGAAAGGCAGGGACCAACUCUAGCUGUCCAUUUUAGCAAGGUGUCCGUCUUAUAGUAAUAGAGGUGUCCGUUAAGAGGGAGUUAACUCGACAAAAACAAGAGAAAAAGUUAUGAGAAUUAAUGAAAAUAUGAAUGCAAAAGAGAAAAUGCUUUGAUCUUUAAUCAAAUUCUCUCAACCAAUUCUUUAAGGAAAUGCAUGGAGAUCAGUCUGGUGAAUUUGUAUGUGGAUGUGAUUGGCGCUUAAAGGGUUAAGUCCUUUAAUAAACCUGACAACUAAGUAAGAUCAUGGUUUCUUAUUGCCAGGAUUGUUGCUAACAGAGCUGAGAAUUUUUUUUAAUCAUAUGUACGAUGCCAAGAAGAAAGCAGUGGAUUUUGUUUCUUUUUGAGUGUGCUGGGUCACUAAUAAGUUCAUAUUCCUCUUUCUAUAAAGUGUUGAGUAAUACCAAACCAUGGAACUACAUAAGUUUAGAGAAAAUAAAGCAGCCAAAAUUGAAAUGCUGGAGAAAGGUGACUGGAAGUUUGUUCAGUGCACUUCAAGGCCUUUUGCAGGGGCGUCAUAUAAACAGCUGAGACCAUUGCUUCAGAAAUUGGAUCUGGCCCUAAGCGUUGGCUAGUCUUGUAAAUACUGGGCUAAAAGACAAUCUUGGUUAACCAAUCUAGCUCUGUAAAUCAGGCAAACCUGGCUCAUGUAAACAGACCCUCUGUAUGCCUUAAUGCUAAUGUGGCUGGUACAAUGUACUACCUCCUUCAUUGUUUGUUUGUCUUUUACCACUUUACUUUAUGUUUUUACUGUGAAACUCACAAGACCGUGAACACCAAAAAUAUUUAUGGCAUGUUAUUGUGGUGCGAGAAAUAAGCCAAUAAGACAUGAGAUAACUAAGCCGCAAACAGCAACGAUAAUAAGCCCUUUGCAGCUGGGGUCAGGUGAUCAAAUCUUUCCUUAAAAAAUCUAUAUUAUGGGCUAUAACUUAAAGAAUGCCAGAGAUGGAAAAAGCAUAUCAAAAAUACCAAAAUGGCAAAGUUUGGGCCCCCUGGGAUUACAGAGUACUGUUUAUACAGCAGUUUGAAUUUUCGGAAAAUUAAAAGGAUUUGUAUGGAAAAUGUUGCUGGAGAGCAAGGCCUUGCUCUCCAACAACUUUUUCCAUACAAAUCUUCUUAUUUGUUAAAAACUUCAGACUGUCAUAAAAUCUCAUUCUUGAAUGAUGGGGGCCUCAAACUUGGCCAUUUUGAUAUUUUCGACAUGCUUUUUCCAUUUCUGAAAUUUGCUAAGUUAUGGCCCAUAAUUUUAUGAAAAGUAGGUCACACGAUGGCUUAGCUGCAAAGGGCCUGUUAGUUUGUGGUUUUGAGGUUUGCCUGGGUAUCCUGAUCUUUAUUGUGAUCGGCCAGUGCACAAUCAACAUUCCUGAAAUUUUUCAGGUGUUCAUGGUUUUCUUAGUUUGACAGUAAAGCUACUGAGAUUUUAAUCAAUUGUCUCUGUCUCUGUGCAUCAAGUCAUUUCAGCAGAACAUCAUACCUGAACUGGAGUCAAGAUUGAUGAGCAAGUGUGAAACAGUGGCAAGUUUUCACAAACCAGCAAAACAAGUUGGUAAGAUUUGGUGCUUAUAGCUUGCCAGUGGCUUUAUAUUUUCUAAUAUUAUAAUAUCUAUUUUAUCGUUGGGCCAUUGGCUAUGGGCCAUAAACAUGUAUGUGAUGUAACAGACCUGUCAAAUUGGUAUGCCUUUAUAGACAGCAUAAUACUACUGAUAAUGCUCAGUUUUUGACAAAUCUAACAGCAUUUCUUAUAUUUUGGGCUCUUCAAGUAAAAAAAGCCUGGGGGAGUGUAAACAGAAAAUGUUGUGACGUGCGCAUGUAACCACCCUUUGGCAAGAAAUGGUCUGUCAGGCAACAGAACAUAUCGUAUAUUUUUGCAAGUAAAUAAUUAUCUAACUACAUCCUAACUAAAUCCUUAUCCAAAAUGAUGUCUGCGUGAUCAAAUGUCACGAAAAAAGGAUGACCGAACUGAACUCUACCAACUCUUAUUUUUAUGGAAGGAAUACGUUCAAAAUUAUUAUUUUGGUUUUUAUCACAGAAAACGAACAGCUCUCAUUUGCAAAAGCCACACAACUGCCAGCAUUCCUUGAAAAUGAAAAGCAACUUUUGGAGGAAGAGACAAAGCAGCUUCAGUACAACCGAAUGCUGAGAGAUAAACAAUUUAGACAGUUGCAUGAGGUUAGUUUCAGACACUGUGUUUGUUAUUCAAUUUAAAAGUGACUGACUUUGUUGGAGCUGAUAUUAAACAUAGACUAACCGGUCAGACCAUUCCCAUCGUAAUGAGAAUUUCACUUUCAAUAAAAAAAAUAUCCUGCAAGAUCAGUCAAAUCCUAAAACGCAUGCACGAAGCAGAUGGUUUUUCAGCAAAAACUCUUGGGGAAAGCCUAUUUCAAUUUCAAAAUGACGCGUACAAGGCAGUUUUUCCCUUUUACAGUACUGCCAAGUUCUACGGCAUUGCAGUUCAUUUUUUAUUUAUACCUUAAAUUCAGGUUCUGAUGCAGUCUCUUCAAACUCUUGAGAAACUCAUAGCAGAUCACAGAUUACAGUCUCAAGCCAAGUACGAUCGUGUUACAGCUGAGUGGCUGACUGCUAAAUGUGACGCUAUGUGUCUUAAAGUCAGAGUUCUACAGAAUCAGAUGAUUAGAGAUACCUACACCCCAGAAGCUAUCGAGGCGCUGAAAAAAAUCAAGUAUGUGGUAGAUAAGACAUAAAAAGACCUGAAGUGCUUUUUACCUGUCGUGGAAAGAAAUAAAUGACAAAUGACUUUGGUUGCUAAGCUUCUUAAUAAGCAGAUUUAGCAAAGACAACGCAAUGCCAAAUGAGGACGCAAAAGCGCGCGAAAAGGACGGGAGCUGACUUCUUGGUGCCUUCAAUUUGCCGGUCUGCCAAUGGUCAAUUCGGUUUUUAGACCUGCGCGCGCUGUAUUUACUGUGGCGGGAAGCCAGGGGUUUAGCCCCGUAGUGAGUUAGCCCACUACGACAUCGAAUUCGCUUAGUAGUAGCCCCUUAAUAGCUAUAGAAUGAACUACGCCAUCCAUCAGCCGUUUCGACUCACUUUGCACUAAAGAUCGCUUCGAUUUCAGCCAUUAGGCUAAAACCAGGCUAAAACGAACUAGGGGCGAACUCACUGAUUUUCCUGUUGUCUCGUUAUCUUUGCUAAAUCUGCCUAAUAAAUUUUGUUGAGGCCUGUAUAUGCAAAGGUGGUUUUUGUUUCAACCAACGAGGGAAAAUAAUAGAUUUUUGGAGGUUUGUCGUUGCGAAUCGCGCUGUCAACCUUCUGAGAACCUCUUUCAUUUUAGUUUGAUCCGAUUUUUCGACGAAUUAUUGCGCGAGAGUCGAUGAAAGCCUUUCUUAGUUCUCUUGGCGGAUGAGCCGUUAAUCAGCGUGCAAAGAAGUGUCCGAUAGCCCGGGGCUAGUGGAUUUUGCUAUCGGGCUAGUGAAUUCCGUUCUCAACUUGCUGGACGGGCAAGUGAUGUUUUUUUAGGAAUUCGAAUAACGGAAGAACUGUGAAAUCAAUUCUGCUAGUCAAAAAGUUUUUGGGGCUAGUUGAAAUGACAUCUGGGUUAGUAAAUGCUAGCUUCAGCUUGCCUGAAUUGCAAGCUGUAAAAAUUAUUUUUUUAACUUGCACCCUGCGUUAAUUUAGAUGCGCGGCUUACGAUAAUGGCGGGUUACAGGUCAGUGCUUAAAUAUAGAAAGUCGUUAGAAAAUCGCCACAAAAUUGUACGAUUAUCUCGAUUCAUGCAUAAAGGGGCCUCAAAAAUUCGUGCUACUUUCUGAAACAAUCACAGAUCAAUCUUAAAUGUAAUGCUCGCACCAGUUUGCUAAUGCUGGUUAACUCGAAUUAACAGAAAUAGGCUGGAACUAGCUACCGUACUGCUCAGGGUCUGGAGCUAGUCUCCGUCAAAAUUUUGGGGACACUUAACUGUCUCCUUACCCUCCCAAUGUUGUUGUGCAAGAUUUGGUGAGUUAACUGCAAUACUGAAACAACAUUGGGUGGGAGAGGAGACGGGCUAGAAGGAAAAAAAAAAACGACGUUCGGGGAAUUGUCCUAACUAUUUUUGUCUGAGACUGUAGUUGGUAAUUGCAACGGAUUUUUUUUUCGCUUGAGAAGGUUUGAACCACCUACUAAGACUCACCCUUUAUGACCUUUAUUUAAGAGAAUUUCUGUUGAGCAAACCAAAUAUCAGUUCUUACCACUUUACAUUGUUUACAUAUUUUCACGCAAAGUGAAAUCUCUAAGGUCUAUGUUGAGAGUCUAAACCAUCGCGGAUAUUCUGUUAUUUCAGGGCUUACUUAAAGGACGCUGAGGAAGAAAGCAGUGCCGAGCUACACCGUCUCACUCAAACGCUUCAGGCUUACGAGUCAGUUGGCAUGGGUUUUGACUCCCUUGUGCAGCAAUAUACAACACUUAUGGCCGAGAUUGACAACAAAAAAUGGGCUCUUAGUGAACUCAGGCAAACACAGGACGAUGACUUGAGCGAUUUGUGGAAUCAACGGUGAUAAAACUCAGUAAUCAUACUGAACAAAAGGCCAUAAUUAAACUUGGACAAAGUUCUUCAAGGCGUAUAUGAAAAACUGGAUGAGAAUUCGAAAGAAAGAAACUUUUAUGGGUGGGUUAGUAGAUGAGAAAUUAGUUAGUGGUUUUAAUCCGUUCUGAAGUUUGCCAGUCAGACUAGCCCUAAUCAUUUACCUUUUUUCUACUGUGUAUAAGCGGUUGUCAUGAAGUUAUAGCGCAGACUUGAAAAGCGUUAUUGCGGGCGACAGGGGAAGACCGCAAUCUCCUGGUUACUAUUAGGCAUGCUUGGCACGUAUGUAGCCAGCGUUCGUUUAGACUUCCACUAAGAAUGAAUAGAAUGCAUAGCACGCAAUCUAAUCUCGCGCGUUUUUGGCCUUCUAUCACGUGAAACGUACACAAAGUAGCAGCGUUGGAGGAAGAGCGUUUUCGAUCAGAGGGCUGAAACUCGCCCGCAUUCCUUAACCUUUGGUUAUCACCAGUUUAUCUGCUAAGGGCCUGGGGCCCGUUUCUCGAAAGUCCUGAUAAUUAACGGGCCCGGUAAGCUGUUGCCGUUUACAUUAAAGAUCGAGGUUUCAAUAGUUUUGCAUCUAACAUGAUAAAACUAUCAAUUUAUCUCUUAUUCUUUACAUUUCGAUUUGAAUAUUUGAUUUCGUGCCCGAAAAGUUACCGGAACUUUCGAGAAACUGGCCUCUGUUUACAAGGACGUGGGAGACCCCAGUUAGGUGAGGUAACCCGCUUAGGUGGGGUAACCCUCCUGUCCAUAUAAUCUCUCAUUUUAAUGUGAUCACGUUUACAUGAUAGGUGGGGUGACCCGCCACAUGUUACCUCACCUAUCUGAGGUCCGCCACCUCGUGUCUAAGUUAGUUUUCGUUAACUUGACCACCACCAUCGCUCUUUGUAUCUCUGCUGUAGCAUGUUUAAGUCAGUCCCAAUACAAAGAUGAUUUGAGUAGCUUUGGGAAUAAAAAGAAAGGUUUCCCGGCAAUUGCUUGUCGUAAGUGAUUUUGUUGACUACCCUGAGCUCGUUGCCUUUGUGGUUGACUGAAAACAUCUGGCGCCACUUAAUCGACCAAUCAAAGAAGACCAAAAUGGAAACUUUCCCGCUCCUGGGCCAGGCUACUUCUAGCCUGUUCCAAGCGUUCAUGCCUGGAACAGGCUAGGCUACUUCUCGAUACAGUCACUGAAGUGAUACGUCACUUGAAUACUUCACUUUGAUGAAACACAAUGAUGACUUUGGUUUUGCCCUUAAAGGACUACCAGUGGAAAAGCGCUCAAUCGUUUGACUAACACUGCGCCAGAACUCUGUGGACUGUCAAGGCACAGGUCAUAGAAAAAUUACGACAGAUAAAUAAAAAAGUAAAUCAUCA